Molecule: messenger RNA, 2236 nt
Organism: Exophiala xenobiotica
Lineage: Eukaryota; Fungi; Ascomycota; Eurotiomycetes; Chaetothyriales; Herpotrichiellaceae
Exons: 1
Coding region: 264-1919 (551 amino acids)
Cellular component (GO): nucleus
Molecular function (GO): protein binding
Source: RefSeq, a predicted model, not a curated record
UAUAUCUCAGCCAUAUGAACCUGUAUCUUCUCACCUGUGCACUCAACUCCCCUCGUCAUACAAGGCCAACUUUGCAGUGCACGAUUCGAGUCUCAGUCGGAGAACCCCAGCAGCCUAGAGCGAGGUUUUAGCGGCGCCCAAAGACCCGGAGAAGAAACCCGGACAGAGCAACACCCUCACUACAGUAUCGCAUAGUGUCGUGCAUGACCACGAAUUUGCGCUUCUUUGCGCCAUCUUGAUACACGCGGUAUCAACUCUGCGCCAUGGCGGAGUUGGACUCGCUCAUUGACUCGUUGAUUCAACAACGCAAAGCUCCAGAAGUAUCCUACAUCGACGACAAAUAUGCCGAAAAACUCAAGAUCGAAGAACUACCCUCGAAAGGUCAAGGCGCAUUUGCCAAACAGACUCUGUCCGUGAACAAUCCGAUAUGCUCACUCGGAUGCCCGCCCAUGAUGGCGCUUGACUCAGACUAUCUUCCAACAACCUGCUACCACUGCCUCGUUGUCACCGCGACGCAAUUACCCCUCGUGCAACAUGGACUCUCACCCAUCGGGCUCAAGGACUGCGGUGGCUGUCGCUCUGCUCGAUUCUGCAGCAGGGAAUGCCAAGUCGAGGCCUGGCACGCUUACCACAAAUUCGAGUGCAAGAUCUUCAAGAAAUUGCGCAGUGAACAACUACCACCUGCCAUUCUCCGGGCCGUGCUACGAAUAGUGCUCCUCAAAGAUCGGGAUAACCUGCCCGACGACGAAUGGAACCGCAUAACAUCAUUGAUUUCCCACGAACAGAUCCUCGCCGGACGAGGGCGGUCCAACCUCACCGAAAUGGCCGAGGGCAUCAAACAUCUCGCCGAGUCGAGCAUGAGCGUCGAAGCGAUCCAGAGGCUCAUUUUCAUCAUGAAGUCCAACGCGAUUGAACUGCCUUCGACGAUCCACGGAGGCAUAGGCGUCAUGGUCGAUCCUCUCGUGGCCAAGAUCAACCAUAGCUGCACACCGAACCUGUCCAUCCACAGACCCCAACAUACCAUGACCAGCAGGUGGAUGAAAUCCGCGCAGCUCUCGGAGGACGAAAGAGGCACGUUCAUGCAACUCAUCCCACUGCGGGACAUCCAGGAAGGCGAGGAGCUGUUGCUCUGCUACGUUGCGCCCACCUUGUCCGCGAGCGCCAGAAGAGCGAAAUUGAUGGAUGACUAUCUCUUCAAAUGCGAGUGCCCGCGAUGUCUCUCGGAUAUGAAAGCCGCCACAGAUCUGGCAAACGAACAGCCCGCUCUACCGGCCCAGUUCGAGCAAUGGACGAAAGAUGUUGGGCGCAAUCUCUCGCGUGUGGAGCGUGAUCCCUCUGCCCUGGCAAGAGCUGCGGCUAGUAUGGACAAGUCGGAGCGUUUCCUCGAGUAUCCCACCCUCUACACGACAGGUGAUUUCCCCGAGAUGGCAAUGGCGAUCAUUCUACUUGGCCUGAAGAAUCAAGCCUUCGACGAAGCUCUGGUCAAUGUGCUUCGGUUAUACUUCCUUGUCAACCCAGCGCGCUUUGCCGGUCGACAUAAUCCGACAAACAUCUACACCAUUUCACUCAUGCUCGACAUAUUCGAUGCACUCCUGGGACUUUCGACGCCGCCAGGUGUCACCGACGACAAGAGGGAAAAGUGGUUGCGCAACCUUUCGGACCGCGGCCUGAGCAGGAGCGGUUUAAUCUACUGGAGAGCCAGAAUUUGCGCGGAUCUGAGGAGACGACUGGAACAAAGCGCAAUGAAGGAUCUGGUUGUCCUAGUAGAGGAGCGAGAAGCCCGGGCAAACAGCCUCACUGCCCGGGAUCAGAAUACGAAAGGAGUGGAGUCAAGGCAAAGUGCGGAACAGGAGAUGAGAACGGUCUUGAAGCUGAAAGAGCCAAGAUGGAAUACUGUCCUGCAAGAGAAUGGGUGCUGAUAUUCCUCGCUGUCAAGAGUCGACGUCUCGUUCCAAUAUCCGCAGAGUCCAGCUCCAUAGGAGACAAACAGAUCUCAGAUCCAGAUGCCUGUAGCAGCACACUCAAACAGCAGCCCCUCUCCUCCAGUCUGCAAACCGUUAUCUGCAAAAUCAUCAGGUGGGGUUCACCAUUGUUCUCAUGAGCAGGAAAUGAUCUGUAACGUGGGGUAACAUGUCGUCGUAGGCUCUCUGCGUGAGCCUCUGUUCUCUUUUGAGGGUGUUCUCUUCUUUGUCGACGUCCUUCAUCAGACAUUUGUAGAUGUCUUUGCCCUUUCGAG